Molecule: messenger RNA, 510 nt
Organism: Seminavis robusta
Lineage: Eukaryota; Bacillariophyta; Bacillariophyceae; Naviculales; Naviculaceae
Source: the annotation of a GenBank genome assembly
AUGACCACUCCAGUGGCUACAACCCUGCACCAAAUACUGCUCUCCUUUUCCAGUUUGGCCAUACCCGAGCCCACCCGCAGCAAUUCUUGGGGGUUCAUUCAUCACCUGUUGGUUUGCUUGCUUCCCAUCUAUGAUGUCCUUUUGGGGCGCACCCCUAUUCUCCCUCCUCCCACUUCUUCUAUCAAGUCGCCAUUGUCAUUUUUAGUGCGCUGGCAUUGUAUCACGGUAGCCUUUUAUGUGUUGUUUUCCGUCACCAUUGCGACACCGGUUUCCUUUGUGACUGGCGUCAACUGGGGAUGGACACUGGGCUUUUCUUCUUCGUCUCACGACAAGGUAUUCAAGCUGUUGCAUUUGGAUGGACCCAACUACCGCCUCGUUUGGUUUCUCUAUGUGAACAUCCUCUUUGCUGUGAUCCGGUUGCUGCAUCUGGGCAACGAUUGGUUCUUCCGAAAGGCUGGCUGGAGUCCCUACUCCCUAUGGAUUCCAAACAACAAACGCAAAACCCAAUAA